UCCCUCCCACCGCCGGAUAUCCACCGCCGUGAGGGAACCAGAUGGGAAGAAUGAGGGAGGAGAGGCGGCGGUGGCGAAGCAGCAGCAGAAGGAGCAGCAGGAGGGCCGGGCGAGGACAGAAAGUAACCUCAGAAAGCUAGACGGUUGGGAGGCGUAGCAUAUUUAUCAUCCUCUACCUGGAAUACACGUUAUGAACCCUUUCUGGAGCAUGUCUACAAGUUCUACGCGCAAGAGACCUGAAACAGAAGAAAAAGCUCUGGUUGGCGAGCUGAAGAACAGUCCCCCUCGCACCGCUCCAAAAAAGCAGCUGCCUUCUAUUCCCAAAAAUGUCGUGCCCAUGACCAAGCCUGCUUCUCCUGCCCUUUCAGCCCAGUCUACGAAUGGAACACAUGCCUCUUAUGGACCUUUCUACCUAGAAUACUCCCUUCUGGCAGAAUUUACCUUGGUUGUGAAACAGAAGCUGCCAGGGGUCUACGUGCAACCUUCGUACCAAUCCGCAUUAAUGUGGUUUGGAGUAAUAUUCAUAAGGCACGGGCUGUACCAAGAUGGUGUCUUUAAAUUUACGGUCUACAUCCCUGACAACUAUCCAGAUGGUGAAUGUCCACGCUUGGUUUUUGACCUGCCCAUCUUCCACCCACUAGUAGAUCCCGUCUCAGGUGAACUGGAUGUGAAAAGAGCAUUUGCCAAGUGGAGGCGGAACCAUAAUCACAUCUGGCAAAUCCUGAUGUACGCUCGCAGGGUCUUCUACAAGAUUGACACAAACAGCCCUCUGAAUCCUGAAGCUGCUGUGCUGUAUGAAAAGGAUAUCCAACUUUUCAAGAGUAAAGUGGUAGACAGUGUCAAAUUAUGCAGCAGUCAUUUAUUUGAUCCACCCAAAAUUGAGGAUCCCUAUGCAAUUAGCUUUUCUCCCUGGAAUCCAGCUAUCCAUGAUGAAGCAAGAGAGAAGAUGUUGACUCAGAAGAAGAAGGUAGAGGAUCAACAGAAUAAAAGUAUGCAAGUAUCUGGCCUGUCAUGGGUGAAGCCUGGCUCAGUUCAGCCUUUCAGCAAAGAAGAAAAAACACUGCCCACUUAGCUCCCGCAGGCGAAGACGCACUCAACACGGUCUGCAGGAAAGGGGGACGGAACAGAGCCGAACAGCGAAGUGGUGGUUUUCCUUCUUGACUUUGGAGUUAGUAUAAGAGUAAAUGCUAGCAAUGACUCAAGUAAAAGCUGUUCUGUGGCGUCGCUCGGAUUCUUCUUGAUGUUUUUACAUGUACGAUUUUAAAUUGCAGCCUGCAGGUUGGAAGUAGUUCUUAACGAUGCUGGACUCUUAAUAGCGAAGUCCACUGUGGGUGGGUCAUGCCUCAGGGUUCUAAGGAAGCCUGGGGUUCUUAACUGGGUUGCUUUUAAGUUUUCUUUUUUUAAAAAAACACUGUAAAGAGCAGGCAGGAAAAACUUGUUCCAGAGGUAAUCUGUGUUUAUGUAAACUAAUAUAGCAGAGUAAAAUACUAUAUUUAAAAACUUUUAAAUGCAUUGGUUUCUAUUGUAAAUAUUAUUAGGAUAUGGAAUUUGUAAAUAGUUCGUUCUGAUUCUUUCCAGGCCUUUCAGGGCCAGAAAGGCUGAGAUUGGCAUGUAUGAUGAUGUAUAUCUUAAUUUCCUCUCCUCUCCCCAACAGACGUUGUCACUACAGGCUGCUCCUAAUAUAACUUGCUCCAGUCUUUAGACCUGCACCCCUAUUGUCUGUAAGCAUCAUACAGAAACAGAGUUAUACUGUUUUUUUUCCUUUUGCAACAAAGACGCACAACAGAGAAAUCUCAAAAGAAUGUCGAGAAUACAUCCGUAACUCUUUCUUUGUGAUGUUUGCAUGCAUCUUAAAUCAGUGGCCUUAAGAUGUAUCAGAGUCAUAUUAGAGGCAGCCUCAAAGCAUAAUUCAUUCAGGAAGGUGGAGCCAUUGGGCUUUUUUAACCACUAGAACGAAAAUGAAAACUUCACAGUGAACAGUCCUUGGCUUAAUUGAUCUUCCAAGAGCACCUAGAUAUGUUCUCUCAGAGGCAGCCUAACUAAUGUGUUAAUAGUGACAUCUUUAAAAAAAAGGAAAUAAAAGUCCAAUCAUGGUAAAA
This is a messenger RNA of Pogona vitticeps (central bearded dragon), 2099 nucleotides long. Lineage: Eukaryota; Metazoa; Chordata; Lepidosauria; Squamata; Agamidae. The record is from RefSeq and is a predicted model, not a curated record.